Molecule: messenger RNA, 848 nt
Organism: Anthonomus grandis grandis
Lineage: Eukaryota; Metazoa; Arthropoda; Insecta; Coleoptera; Curculionidae
Gene: mRpL40
Product: 39S ribosomal protein L40, mitochondrial
Exons: 5
Coding region: 188-790 (200 amino acids)
Cellular component (GO): mitochondrial ribosome; mitochondrial large ribosomal subunit
Source: RefSeq, a predicted model, not a curated record
UUUAUUAAAUAAUAUAGGAAAGGACUACAUUAUUAAGGGCUUGCCUAUAAAAGAGACCGGGUGUUAAUUUGAAACUUAAAAAAAAAAAAAACACGGUAGGUGACGGUUUGUUAAGAGACACUCCCAAGUUUUUAUUUUGAGGUUUAAUGUCGAAAAUUAUUUUUCUCAUUUAAAACUUAGUUACAGGAUGAGUUUCGCAAAAAUUAUUCCUCAGUUUAAAAGGUUAUGCUUACAACCAAACCUAGGAACAGCUCUUCGACAGGUCUCAACAAAUAAUUCCCUGUUUUUUAAGGCAACCCCAUGUCUUAUGGCUGAACCAAUGAAGAAGAAAAAAAGAUUAGAUCCCGCAGUCAUUAGAGCCAGGGAAGAGAGGAAAAAGAAAAAAAUUGAAAAGCAAAUUAGACGUUUAGAAAAGCAUGCGAGACAACUAAAACCCCUUAGCGAGUGUGAAGUGCCUCUGGUUCUUUUAGAUGAAAAACUGGAAAGGCAAAGGAAUAUAGUUCAUACCCCAGAAACUCUUGAAAAAAGGGCUCUGCUAGAAAAGAAAUGGGCAAAUUAUAAAAGGAUUCAACUAUUAAAUGAUUUACAAAUGAUUGAUCGGGUUCAGUUUUAUCAGCAAAGAGCUUUAGAUGAACUGAAAAAAGAGUCUGAAGAGUUAUAUCAAGAAGCAAUACAGCCCGAUUAUCACAUGAUCCCGUUCACAACUGUUGGUCCAGUAGAAACUCCAGCAAUAGAGGAUUACGAUGUCCCCGAUGGAGAAUACCAGGAUGUCUCAAAGAAAUGGAAGUAAACUGUCAUUUGUAUUCAACAUAGUAAGGAAAAUUGCAUUAAUAAAUAUUUUAAGUUUA